AUGGCCGCCGUCGCAACCCGGCCAACUCCCAUACCACUCGGUGGGACAACAGACGCUGGAGCUGUGAACAUGGAACACGUCAAUGGAGGGGCGACUGGCCAACAGCAGCAUGCGGGGCUUGAAGCAAUUGUAAAGGCAAACAACAACGCAAGUCAACCGACUGUACAACAUGCGCAACUGAAACCUGAAGACUUCAAGGUGGUUCGGACGCUGGGGACGGGCACUUUUGCGCGCGUAUGUCUUGUGCGCCCAGCUACUGCCUCGGACGACCAAGAGAACACCCAGGUCUUUGCCCUCAAGAUUCUCCGCAAGACCGAAGUCAUCAAGCUGAAGCAGAUUGACCAUGUGCGGCACGAGCGCGAGAUCCUGGCCGACGUGGCCGGCCACCCUUUCAUCACACGGCUGAUUGCAUCCUUUUCCGACCGCGAUUCACUGUACAUGGUACUGGACUAUGUCCCUGGUGGCGAGCUCUUCAGCUACCUGCGACGACACCGGCGCUUCCCCGAGGAAUGGGCCCGAUUCUACGCUGCCGAGAUUGUCCUGGUAUUAGAAUAUCUUCACGAGCAGCAAGGAGGCGUGGCAUACCGAGACCUCAAGCCCGAGAACCUGCUUCUCGAUGCACAAGGGCACGUCAAACUGGUAGAUUUUGGCUUCGCCAAGCGGUUAGGAUACAAAAACGACAAACCAGUCGAAACGUAUACUCUUUGCGGGACACCUGAAUACCUCGCCCCCGAGGUGAUACAGAACAAAGGACAUACCACGGCCGUUGACUGGUGGGCGUUGGGUAUUCUCAUAUAUGAAUUCCUCACGGGAUAUCCACCGUUUUGGCACCAAAAUCCGAUUGAAAUCUAUAAGCAGAUUGUCGAGAAGCCAGUGGUAUUUCCUGCAGAACCUCCCAUCUCACAUCAUGCACAACAUAUUAUCCGUUCGCUCUGCACAGUCGACCGCUCGCGCCGCUUGGGUAAUAUCAGCGGUGGUUCGUCAGCCGUCAAGCAGCACCCGUUCUUUGAGAACCUCGACUGGCAGGCAUUGUUUGACAGACAAAUUCGACCACCAAUCCAGCCACAAGUUCGAUUUCCCGGAGAUGCCCAAUGUUUUGAUGUAUACCCAGAAGAUGACGGCAAGCGUGAGCCAUAUACCGAUGAACUAUACGAAAAGUACGACAAAUACUUUGAAGGAUUUUGA
Messenger RNA from Pestalotiopsis fici W106-1, 1185 nucleotides. RefSeq lists its product as uncharacterized. Bases 1 to 1185 code for a protein of 394 amino acids. Gene Ontology annotation, cellular component: cAMP-dependent protein kinase complex; nucleus. Lineage: Eukaryota; Fungi; Ascomycota; Sordariomycetes; Amphisphaeriales; Sporocadaceae. The record is from RefSeq and is a predicted model, not a curated record. Gene Ontology annotation, molecular function: ATP binding; cAMP-dependent protein kinase activity. The transcript has 3 exons. Gene Ontology annotation, biological process: peptidyl-serine phosphorylation.